UUCCCACAGGAGGACUGGGAGGGAGGACGCCGGAGUCUGCAGCGCCCCCGCCCCUUCGCUUUUUCUUUCUUUCCCGGCUUUGGGAUCUUGCUGCCGGUGCCGGGAGAGGUUUGAGAAGAGCAGAGUAGCGCGAGGGACCGGAGUGCAGGCUUCCGCUGCGGCGCGCGGACACAGCUGGGCGCACUACAUCCCCGGCGUCGCCUCCGGUCCUUGCUGCCCCGGCUGGGCUGUGACGGAGGAGAGCCCCCGGCUCUGGCCUCCCGCCCUCGAAGGUGCCCCCCGAGAGCGGGUUAGGGACUCACGGCUGGCGUCCCUUCGCCCGCAGCGCCGCGGGACGGCGCCCAGCUCCCGCUCUUCGGAAAGAGUGCGGUGGGAUCCUCGCCUUCCCGACGCGGCCCAACUCCGGGGCCAGCAGCGGGAGUCUGGACCAAGUCCCGCUUCCCGCCGACCACCCGGAGUAGGGACAUCAACUACCCACCCGCCUGCACUCGCUGUAGCCCUAGCUCCGUGGCUCCACGCCCUCGCAGCGCCCAGCGACCCCAUGGCUUCCUGAGCGCGGGCGCCGCCACGGUCCAAACUGAGCGCUGGGGUCCCCCGGCUCGCCCCAGUCAGGGGCGUCCGAGAGGCUGGGAGAGAGCGCACCAUGAAGUCCGUGCUGUUCAGCCGCUUCUUCAUCCUCCUGCCCUGGAUCCUGAUUGUCAUCAUCAUGCUCGACGUGGACACACGCAGGCCCGCGCCCCCGCUCACCCCGGGCCCCUACUUCUCUCCCUACAUCGGGGGCCGCGGGGUUUCCCGACUCCCGCUCCGCCGGGGCGGCCCCGGGCGCAGAUGGGGGAAGCGCAACGAGUCGCGGCCGCAGCCGCCGCCUGAGCCGCAGCUGCCCACCAUCUAUGCCAUCACGCCCACCUAUAGCCGCCCGGUGCAGAAGGCCGAGCUGACCCGCCUGGCCAACACGUUCCGCCAGGUGGCGCAGCUGCAUUGGAUCCUGGUAGAAGACGCGGCGGCGCGCAGCGAGCUGGUGAGCCGCUUCUUGGCGCGCGCAGGGCUGCCUAGCACGCACCUGCACGUGCCCACGCCGCGGCGGUACAAGCGGCCCGGGCUGCCGCGCGCCACCGAACAGCGCAACGCCGGCCUGGCCUGGCUGCGACAGAGGCAUGGGAACCAGCGCGCACAGCCUGGCGUGCUCUUCUUCGCCGACGACGACAACACCUACAGUUUGGAGCUUUUCCAGGAGAUGCGAACUACACGCAAGGUCUCUGUGUGGCCAGUGGGUCUGGUUGGUGGACGCCGCUAUGAACGUCCAUUGGUGGAAAACGGCAAAGUCGUCGGCUGGUACACAGGCUGGAGAGCAGACAGACCUUUUGCUAUCGACAUGGCAGGAUUUGCUGUAAGCCUUCAAGUCAUCUUGUCCAACCCAAAAGCUGUAUUUAAGCGUCGUGGAUCCCAGCCAGGGAUGCAGGAAUCUGACUUUCUAAAGCAGAUCACAACAGUCGAAGAACUGGAACCAAAAGCCAAUAACUGCACCAAGGUAUUCCUUUUCCAUGUGCCCCUGCCCCUGCCCCUGCUGUGUCCACAUGGAGAGCAUGGCUACCCACCAGGCUUCCUCUCCUCAGGUCCUCGUGUGGCACACUCGGACAGAGAAGGUUAACCUAGCCAAUGAGCCCAAGUACCGCCUGGACACAGUGAGGAUCGAGGUAUAAACUGAAGCCACCACGGGUGCCGCAGACGGCGUGGACGCAGAGGAGAACAGGUGAGGGCAGGCUGUGGGCACCCAGGUACCGUCUGCUCUGCUCAGCACAGCAGCCAGAUCACCACCUGCUGGACACCUGCUUACAGAGAGCUGGUCAGUUCCCAGAAGCUAAGUGGAUGGUACAAAAUGUAUGCUCUUGUCCCCAUUUGUUUUGCAUGUUCCCCCAUAACCACCUGGAAGGUCUUCGCGCGGUACAGCUAAUGGCACUGCAGGGUACCAUUCUGAGAAUCUUAAGAUGCUUUUCUCCCCAUUUGGCCUUAUUAUACUUGGUGGAACUGAACAGGUUUUACAGAUGCCAAGUAUUCUGUCAGCUACACAUUUCCAAUUCUGAAGUAAUUUUUGUAAAACUGGUGGCAGUAUACA
Messenger RNA from Phacochoerus africanus (Common warthog), 2113 nucleotides. RefSeq names its product beta-1,3-glucuronyltransferase 2 (gene B3GAT2). Gene Ontology annotation, biological process: chondroitin sulfate proteoglycan biosynthetic process; carbohydrate metabolic process. Bases 644 to 1648 code for a protein of 334 amino acids. The transcript is spliced from 3 exons. Gene Ontology annotation, molecular function: galactosylgalactosylxylosylprotein 3-beta-glucuronosyltransferase activity. NCBI's taxonomy places the organism in Eukaryota, Metazoa, Chordata, Mammalia, Artiodactyla, Suidae. Gene Ontology annotation, cellular component: Golgi membrane. The record is from RefSeq and is a predicted model, not a curated record.